Molecule: messenger RNA, 357 nt
Organism: Cylicostephanus goldi
Lineage: Eukaryota; Metazoa; Nematoda; Chromadorea; Rhabditida; Strongylidae
Source: the annotation of a GenBank genome assembly
AUUAUGGAACUGGAAACCGAUAACUCCAAGAAAGCCGCGGAGAUGGGUGUACGACCGCCUGUAGGCGAUUUCAACCUCACUCAAGAAAUGGAAAAGGAUAUGGGAAAGAUGAUCGCUUAUAUCAGUGACCUUAAACAGAAAAAUCAUGAAUUGAACUUGCACUUGAAGAACUACGAGGCGAAGGGCACUCCACCCAUUCCUAAAGACACGGGAGCAGCAGAUCUUCGAAGCGAACGCGAAAAGCGUCGUGCAGCCGAGACUGAAGUAACAGAGCUGAAGCAAAUCCUACUGAAAAGCGACAAUCAAAAAGUGAUCGCAUUAGCUACAAAGGCAAGCAUGGACCGGCUUCUAUCAUGA